AUGUCGCGUUCGAUGACGUCACAACGAUGCGCCUUGUAGUUUCCUGAGAAAACGGGGGGAAAAAAUCGGAGAUAAUUCUGCAAAUAAAGACAGGGGCAGUUGCUUCACAGCAAGUAACUAAACAUUUCCCCUGCUUGCAUAUAUUCAGCGGUAACAAUUACAUUUUGCGACGAAAGGAGGACUCAGAAGACCGCUGUUCCUAAUUCACAUGCUACUCGAAACUGUAUUAGCUGUAUGGCUGCAUGCAGGAUGAAGUUGGAGUUGUGCCGGGUUGUCCAGGGGGGAAGCCGCCUUGGUGUCCUGAAGGGGCUUGGCAGGAUGGGGGAGCACUCCCUGGAGGUACCGGCCUGUCUGCUGUACACACACUGCGGGUGUGUGCCUCACCUGACCCACGACACGCUACACAGCCUGGACCAGCUGCCCUCUGUUACCCAGGUCUCACUGGACCAUUUGGCAGAGCAUCAGGAAGUGUUGGAGGAGUUCAAAGAAGGAUUCAAGAAGUUUUCAGGCCUCCAUGACACAGUGUUGUUUUGCUCGCUGCAUGACCCCGCUAUCCAUAGCCCCACCGGUUACACAACCAACAAGACCGUUUCCGUGUGGGGAAGCGGCGGACGCACGGAGCUGACCGCGGCCAAGUUCAUGGCCCUCCAGAAGCUCGCGCGGCCCGACUGCUACGUGAGCAUGGCCGACGGCGAGACCUGGCAGGACAACACCUCCCGGAAGAGGGUCCGCAAGUCAGUGGAGCGGACCCUCGCCCACCUGGACACGUGUCUGCUGGUGCACCAGGCGUCGCAGGAGCUGGAGGGAGCGGCGCUGUUCGGGGCGGUGGAGGGCGGAGAUGUCCUGGAGGAGAGGGUGCGCUCGGCCAGGGAGACGGCCAAACGGCCCGUGGCGGGCUUCUGCCUCGACGGCCUCCAGACGGGCCGCGUGGACGCCGCCCUGAGGGGCCAGCUCGUCGGCGCCGUGAUCAAGGAGCUACCCGAGGACAAGCCCAGGCUUCUGCAGGGCGUGGGUCGGCCCGACGAGGUGCUGGCGUGCGUGGAGGCUGGCGUGGACCUCUUCGAGGGGUUCUUCCCCUUCCAGGUCACCGAGCGAGGUUGCGCCCUCUGCUUCCGCUUUGACACCGCGACGGACCCGGAGAGCGCCGACAGGACGCCGCCCUCAGAGACCCUGACAAAACCGAAUGGGGAUAACCAUCCCGAUGGUCCCACCCCCUUCGAGAUGAAUCUCAAAGACAAAAGGUACCAAGACGACUUCCGGCCCCUGGUCGAGGGGUGUGGCUGCUACUGCUGCCGUAACCACCAGAGGGCGUACGUGCACCACUUGCUGGCCACCAACGAGCUCCUGGCGGGGGUGCUGCUGAUGCUCCACAACACGGCCCACUACCUCGCCUUCUUCGCGGCUAUGCGACGAGCCCUGGCCGCGGACAAAAUGGACCUCCUGAAAAGGCGGGUCCUCGCUCGGACGCAAACAAAUGCGUAAAAUGGGAUUAAAUCAGAUAGAAGAGAUGGAUAGACCCUGAAGGAGAGGUUUGUUUGGUCAAUCAGUCCGCCUCUUUUGUCACGGCUCAGCAGAUCGUCCCUGCCUCGCCGAGGCAAUCAAAAAGUUUUAUCGUCUUCGCCCUCGCCGGGGUCCCGGCCAAAUACGGCAUCUUUGUCAGCACGCUCACCACAGAACCACAGAAAACCCAUCAAUGUCUUUUGCUGCUUUUUUUUUUUUUUUUUUUUUUUUUUGGGUGUAUUGAUUCCGCGUGGACAAAUGGUGUCUCUUACAAUCGACUGUUCAUGCCUCUUUUUCCACUGUACGGUUAAUUCCAGAAAUCGCAUCUUGAAAUAAAAGUUUGUACAGUGGGUGCAUUGACUUCAAAUUUCAAUUUGUUCCGCGGCCAGGCUCGUAACUUAGAUAUUCAGAUGUUAAAUCAUCUCUUUAGUGCUCCGAGCUCCGGUUUACGCUUUCGCCUCUUUGUCUCCUUGUGGAUAAAAAAAGUCGUCUUCACAGCUGAGUCAGUACGGUGCAGUGGAAAAACAGGAUGGCGCGUGACUAAUUUCCUCAGUGAAACUAUGUUUUUUGUCUUUGUCAGGCUUUGUCUCCAUAACCACAAGUCCAACCGACUCACAUUAAACUUUAAGAAGUCUGUGAGAAGGGCAAAGGGGGGAGCCCCCCCCCACCCCCCCCCCAAACAAGAAAUUUGGAUGCGGGAAUUUUUAUCGAGCACUUUCGGCCCUGACAGUUGUUUCAUUGAAUAGUGCUCGAGUCUUCACGCUAAAAAUUUAAGCCAUCUGAAAGGGGUGAGUAUCCUUCAAAGUGUAUAAUUCAACGACCGUGAAUUCAUCUCGUUUCACUGAAGCUUUCUGGAGGGGUUCUUCAGGACCGUGUACCAAAAAGUGACCUAUUAAAUAUGUUCAAGUGGUUGCAAUACUUAAUAAAUUGUAUUGUUAAUGUAGCAUUGGCAAAGACCUGAAUCUGUGUAAAUAUUCAUACACCAGUCUGGAGAAGCUCUGUAGCCAAAAUGCUUCCUUGAGAUACAAUUAAGAUGACUUUCGUAAUACAUGCUGGAACUCUUUAAAAAAAAAAAAAACAUGUUAAAUAAUGAGAUGUGAAAAAUAUAUUUAUUAAGCUAAUUGAUUUUUCAUAAAACGAGCAAAAAGCUGCAAUUUGGGAGGGAAAAAAAGUCAUGGUUUGAAAAAAAGAGUUGCAAUUUUACCUUUUUUAUUACUUUUUACAAGACUUAAGAGUCAAGUCUUUGCCUGGUGGUAUGGUGGGUAAAGCCUUGGCCUCACAGUUCUGAGGACCCGGGUUCGAUCCCAGCCCCGCCCGUGUGGAGUUUGCACGUUCUCCCCGUGCCUGCGUGGGUUUCCUCCGGGCACUCCGGUUUCCUCCCGCAUCCCAAAAACAUGCAACAUUAAUCGGACACCCAAAAUUGCCCCUAGGUGUGAUUGUGACUGUUUGUCUCGAUGUGCCCUGCGAUUGGCCGGCGACCAGUUCAGGGUGUCCCCCGCCUCCUGCCCGUUGACAGCUGGGAUAGGCUCCGGCACUCCCCGCGACCCUUGUGAGGAUAAGCGGCAAAGAAAAUAGAUGGAUGAAAGUCUUUGCGUUGGCAUUAGUCGACUGUCUACCAGCGUCAAGUAAUUUUUCAGUUUUAUUUUUGUCCGUCGUGUCAGCUCUUAUCAGGAAAUCUGACAUUUUCUGUAAUUUCUCAGUAAAUAAAGCAUGAAUGUCGGUGGGCAUCGCGGUCGGACUUGGCGCCGUUCUGGUUUUAUUGUGAUUUUGCAAAAAACAAGCCAAAAAAAAAGAAAAAAAUUCCAUAAGAAUCUGUGUGGAUCUGCAAUCUUGACAAUAUCGAGAUCGUAGCUGCUGGUUGUUCUCUGCAAAUGAGUUAUGUGCAAUCUACAAUUUCCUGUAUUUGUGUACGCUGUUCUUCUUUUCUUUUUUUUUUUUAAAUCAAUCGAUAGAUUUCCAUGAAACGUUUGCGAACACACGGGCCAAGGAGAAAGGCGUGAAAAUGUGUGAAUGAUUCGAAAAUUAUUUCAACAUUUGAAGGAGGGCAUUUUCCCUCCCUUUUCUAUGGUUUCGGAAAUUUCUAGUCACUUUCCUUAAUUUCUCCCUACGUGACUAACAUUUUUUUUGUUUAUCCCAUUUACACAUUUUAAGGAACAUACCUCAUUUGACUUGUUUAUACUGACUGCCUAAUUUGCACGUACUUUGGCUGUUGUAUAGGUCACCAUUACACAACAAUAUUAAAUGGGAAUCUGCAAAUUGUUAUUAUUAUUAUUAUUGCACGACAAUAAAAUUUGAACUAAAACACCAAUUAUUUUUUAAAUAGCAAGUGAAGGGAAAAUUUUGCGACAAUAAAUGGUCUUCAAUUGACGUAACGAACCUCAAUAUUGUUUAGAAAUGAUUGACACUUGGCGUACGAGGCGUAUGGUGCACUUUCCAGGUUAUUUUAUUUUAUUUAUUUUUAUUUAUUAUUUUUAUCCCGGAGAAGGUUACUUGAAGGUUUGAGCUGACAGGUGAGAUCUUGUUGCCGCUGAGAAAAGGAUAAAGAUCAGAUAAAGAUGCCGGUCCCCUCUGGGGAGCCUUUUUGAAGGCGGGGGAGUAGUUGGGGGGUGGGAUUUGAAUGCGGUGGCAGGUGGGUGCUCAACAUUAUUUAUACGUGUGGGGAAAGGAGGACGCAGGGGCGCUUUUACUUGUGAUUUUAAUGACCGUGGGGAGACUUCAGUGUCAGGAGAAAGAAGGUUGUCAAGUCAAUCCUCCCAGUUUAGCCGGUAAAAAUAGACCCGAGGAGUCAUCCAAUUCCUUGAAUAAAUGGCGGCUAUUGUUAUUCACAAACCACCUGAAUGCCGGCGUAAUUGUGCAAAGGCUUCCAUUUUUUUUAGCCUCGUGCUGGUACAAAUAAGCUUGUUGGCUACGUGAACACCUUGUUAGGUCCACCUGAGCAUAAACCACCUUCAGGAACCUUCCAAAUCCUUAAUUUUUGAUUGGCGCUGCUGGUUUCGCCAGUGCGAUUUCAUUGAGAAAUUAGAAUUUCAAAUCAAGCGUUCUUGUACUCAUUCCAUGCAAAUCAUCACUUCGCAGGACUGACCGGUCAUACAGGUUUGUGAGAAACUCUAAAAUUGAUCAAAUUUAGGGGCCAACCGCUAUUUGAACUCGUCCGAUAGUCAUGUACCGUAAUUUCCGGCCUGUAAGCCGUGACUUUUUUCACACGCUUUCAACCCUGCGGUUUAUGGGGCGAUAUGGCUAAUUUGCGCAUUUUUUUUUCUAACGGCCGCAAGGGGGCACUCGAGCGGAAAAGGUAAGAGUGAGACCGGUGGAAUAUGUGUGCCGAGGAAGUGACUUUUAACGGUCCGGCCCUGUUAGCGCUGUGUCACUGCCGUGUCUCGGUGAUUUUUACCGAUGUGUUUUUUUGUUUUUGUGGCGUGGCGCUAGCAUUAGCAUUAAACUCUCUGUGUGCCGUCUUUGUAAAUAUCUCAUGAUUCAAUGUGGAAACUUGUGGCUUUUACACGGCUGCGGCAUAUGUAUGUACCAAAUAGUAUUUACUUUAGGCUUAUAACCAGGUGCGCUCUGUAGGCCGGGAAUUACUGUAAUUAACUAGUUAGGUCAACUCUUGAUGACUACCGUAUCUGGAUGAUUGAAAUCUGUUAGCUUGCUACUUUAAUAAGCACUGGUAAGACAAUAUAAAUAUAUAUAUAUGUAUGUAUAGGGUUAUUUCACAUCCCAAUACCAAAUCCAUCUUUAUUCCAUGUGAUUUACUCUGCAUGGACUCUUCCAGGCAAUAUAUGUA
Messenger RNA from Syngnathoides biaculeatus (alligator pipefish), 5281 nucleotides. It is a transcript of the gene qtrt2, whose product is annotated as queuine tRNA-ribosyltransferase accessory subunit 2. Lineage: Eukaryota; Metazoa; Chordata; Actinopteri; Syngnathiformes; Syngnathidae. The transcript is spliced from 8 exons. Bases 235 to 1482 code for a protein of 415 amino acids. Gene Ontology annotation, molecular function: tRNA-guanosine(34) queuine transglycosylase activity. The record is from RefSeq and is a predicted model, not a curated record.